Molecule: messenger RNA, 693 nt
Organism: Spirometra erinaceieuropaei
Lineage: Eukaryota; Metazoa; Platyhelminthes; Cestoda; Diphyllobothriidea; Diphyllobothriidae
Source: the annotation of a GenBank genome assembly
AUGGCGAGAGCACAAGAAACGGCCCUAGCCCGAUUCUACGGUCUCCCAAAAGUGCACAAAGAGGGCGCUCCUCUCCGGCCUAUCGUAUCACUAAAGGGCACUUCAACCUACGGACUGGCAAAGUGGCUGUUCCAACGUCUCAAGUUUCUGACCUCCGACUCGAACACCACAGUCAGCUCGUCAACGCAAUUCUUGGAGAAACUUAAAGGAGUAAGUCUCCUGCCAAGCGAUAUCAUGGUUUCCUUUGAUGUCACGUCCCUUUUUACUUCUAUCCCGCAGGACCUGGCAGUCGAGACCAUCGAACUACUCCUACGAGAGAAAUACGACGAAACGGAGAAUCGCCUCGGACACGCCCAAAUCAUCCAGCUCCUGAAGUUCUGUCUCAAGACGUACUUUACAUUCGACGGAACAAUCUACGAGCAGGUGAAGGGAACGCCAAUGGGUUCACCGAUUUCGGGACUCAGCCGAGGCGGUCCUACAACGGCUGGAGUCGCUGGUUUUCCGACACCACAGACCGAAAUUUUGGGCUCGGUAUGUGGAUGUCACCUUCGUCGUCAUCGAACGGGAUCAGGUGCUGACGUUCAAAGAACAACUCACUGCGGUCUUCCCGGACAUUCAAUUUACGAUGGAGGAGGAGGAAAACAAUCAGCUGGCCUUCCUGGAUGUCCUCGUCUGCCGCAAAGCUUGUGGUAG